UCUCAGUUUAUUAUUCAAAUAUUUUACUAAGUACCAUUUAUGAACGAUGAAUCUCAAGAUUUUUGCCCACAUUGUGAAUCAAUAUUGCCAUUACCUGUUAAUACAGAUAUUUUGAAAUGUCGAAAUUGUACUUAUCAAAUUAAUUUGCUUAAUUAUAGCAAAAAGUCUGUUAAAUAUAUUUUAAAUAUCAAUGAUGUGAACAAUUUAAAAUACAUGAAAAACAAAUCUGAAGAGCAUUUUGGGCCAUUAGUUGAUAGAGUUUGUCCUAAAUGUGGAAGCAAAAAAAUGUCAUACACUACACAACAAACUCGUUCAAUUGAUGAGGGGCAAACAAUAUUUUAUAUUUGUCCUAAAUGCAAAUAUCAAGAAUCUGAAUAUUCAUAAUGGUAUUUGGGCCUAAAGAUUACAAAAUUAAAUAUAUUUAUUUUUUAAUUAACUUGUUGCAAUAUUUUUAUAAAUUAGAUCAAAUAAAAAGUUUUUAACAUC
Gordionus sp. m RMFG-2023 is the source of this 486-nucleotide messenger RNA. Its product is annotated as DNA-directed RNA polymerase I subunit RPA12-like. NCBI's taxonomy places the organism in Eukaryota, Metazoa, Nematomorpha, Gordioida, Chordodea, Parachordodidae. The transcript is spliced from 4 exons. The coding region runs from base 40 to 384 and encodes 114 amino acids. Gene Ontology annotation, cellular component: RNA polymerase I complex. Gene Ontology annotation, biological process: termination of RNA polymerase I transcription; DNA-templated transcription. Gene Ontology annotation, molecular function: zinc ion binding; nucleic acid binding. The record is from RefSeq and is a predicted model, not a curated record.